AUGUUUGUUAAACUCAAAGAUAAGAUGAGAAAUGUGAAACCUCAAAGAUUGAAAUCGAAAGGAUUCUCAUUGGACUUUGAAUUUGUGUCAUCACUUAAUACAACACCAUUCUCAACAGUGUCCCAUUCAAAAACAAGUAGAAGUUUCAGUUUUCCAAUUGAUAUUAAAAUCUCCUAUCAUCAUGAAUGUAUUCUUGUCAACGAUGGAGAUCAACAAUUGAUUCAUGUUUUUGAUUUAAACACAAAAAAUUUUAAAGCUUCAAUACCUUCUCCUGUGGAUUCACUGUGGUACAUGUGUGUUGAAGAAAAUUUUGAUGGACCUCACACACGACGAGAUGCUUUGAUUGUAGCAAGUGACAACGGAGUGGCAAAGUAUGAAUUAGGAAAGUUAUUGAAUGAAAAACGACAAGAUGAUGGAAUGAAUGAUUUUAUGUGGAAAUUUCAAGACUGUAAGACGUACGGAUGCCUCACAGUAUUGUAUUCACACUCUUUGAAUGAACCUAAUCAUGUCUAUGUUUGUGACCAAAGACAACAUUCCAUUUUGGUGCUUAAUGCCAAGACUGGAUUGUUUCAUCAGAGAAUUGAAUUAAGUGAAAAGAACUUGAAAUUAUCAGGAAUUGACUUUUCUCCUCACGGUGAUAUGAUUCUUUCCGAAACGCAUCCAUCACAUCGAAUUCACAUGUUGAGAAAGAAUGAUAAGGGACAAUGGCACACCAUUAAGACAUUUGGAAAGAGAGGACAUAAUUUUGGAGAAUUUCAUUUCCCUUAUUGUGUCCUUGUAGACAAGGUUUCUCAACAUCUCAUUGUGUGCAAUUCUAGUAAUUGUAGAAUUUGUGUCUUUACCUUUGAAGGAGAACUUGUUAAAUCUUUUGGAAGCAGUGGACAGUCAAACAAACAAUUUUGUGACCCCAAUAGUAUGUGUCUGAAUGAAGAAAGUGGAGAGCUGUAUGUGUGUGACAGUGGAAAUAAGAGAGUUCAAAUCUUCCAAUGA
Messenger RNA from Naegleria lovaniensis, 990 nucleotides. RefSeq lists its product as uncharacterized. The record is from RefSeq and is a predicted model, not a curated record. Gene Ontology annotation, molecular function: protein binding. The coding region runs from base 1 to 990 and encodes 329 amino acids. The transcript has 2 exons. Lineage: Eukaryota; Heterolobosea; Eutetramitea; Acrasida; Naegleriidae.